CAGUUACAGUCGCCAUUUUGUCGUCGUCGUUAACGGGCAGAGAAGGACGACAGAAAUAUCUAAACCACGACUCCCGGCGUUAUUUCUCACCGAGUCAGGGCAGAACAGAUCGCUACAUGAGUUCAUGGACUGCCUGCUAAUCAAUGGUUAUGGUAUUUACAAGCCCGGUGUAGGUUUUCCCGCGUCGCUCAGCUCAAAGAUGGACGACAAAGCGGCGAGGGAAGACGCCUGCCGGGAGUACCAGUCCUCUCUGGAAGACCUCACCUUCAACAGCAAGCCGCACAUCAACAUGCUGACCAUCCUGGCCGAGGAAAACCUCAACUUCGCCAAGGAUAUCGUCGCUAUUAUUGAAGCGCAAAUAAGCAAGGCCCCAUCUGCCGAGAAGCUUCCAGUUUUGUACUUAGUGGAUUCCAUAGUGAAGAAUGUUGGAGGAGAGUACCUUGCAGUGUUUGCUAAAAACCUAAUCACUUCAUUUAUAUGUGUCUUUGAAAAGGUGGAUGAAAACACUAGAAAGAGUCUGUUCAAGUUACGAUCGACGUGGGACGACGUGUUUCCUCUGAAGAAGCUGUACGCGCUGGACGUCCGGGUCAACUCUGUGGACCCGGCCUGGCCCAUCAAGCCGCUGCCGCCGACCGUCAACGCCGGCGCCAGCAUUCACGUCAACCCCAAGUUUUUAAAACAGAAUGAGGAGGCGUCCUCUGCGCAGCCUGUCCCCGCCCAGCCGGCGCCACCAGCAGCGCCCGCUCCACAGCCGGUGCCCGCCGUCAGCCAGUGCAGCCUGACCCAGGAGCAGCUGAUCCGACAGCAGCUGCUGGCCAAACAGAAACAGCUUCUGGAGCUGCAGCAGAAGAAGAUCGAGCUGGAGCUGGAGCAGACCAAAGCACAGCUGGUCGGUGGUUUUGUGUUACCAACAUCGACAGCGGUCUCCACUCCGGCGGCGCCGAAGCCCGUCAGCCAGACGGCUCCUGCGGUCCGACCCUGGAUCCCUCCUCAGACUCAGGCGGACGCCAAGCCGCCCACCAGAGACCCGCGUCUGAACCGCGCCGGCCCGCCCGCCGCCGCCGCCGCCUCCCAGUCCAAAGAACAUCCUGCUGGGAAGAAAGCGGACGCGACGUCAACAGGAAGUCCUCUUGUGACACCUGAGAAGUCCACCCGGCCAGACAAGGCCAGAACCCAGAGGAAAGACGUGCUGGAGGAGAAACCCAAGUCCAAGUCUCCGUCUCCGAUGGCCAAAAGUGUCCAGAGUAAAAACAGACAGGCGGAGGCGGAGCUUCAGAAGUCAGCAGACGGCACAAAGAAAGAUCCCAGGCUGAAGAAACGCACGCAGGACAAGACCGGGGAGGCAAAAGACGACGAGCUGAAGGAGAAGAAAAGAUGCACCGACAAGAAGGAGCGAGAGGAGGCGCCACGGGGAGCAGAGCCUCUGAGGUCCAGCAAGGGGAAGCUGGUCAACGGCGCCGUGACCAAACACGACCGCGAGGAGUCCUCAGAGAAGGCUGAGUUCAAGGCCGGAGGCAACGCACGAACACACGCCAGGAAACGCACCCGCUCGCGCUCCAGGUCGCCCUCGCCGAAGAGGAAGGACAGGCGGUCGCCCAAGAGCAGAACCAGGAGCAGCUCCCUGUCCCCGUCGCCCUCUCACAAACCCGGCAAGCCCAGGAGGAUCCGCGCGGAAGAACCAGAACACGGCAAGCCCAGUCGAGAGGACCGGCUCGCGCCAAAGAAGAUCCAAUCAGAAAGCAGGAGGUCGAAGAGGCCGGCGGAGGAGCGGCACUCGGAGUCCAGAGACUCUCACUCCCCGCGGAGCCAUGACGGAGGCAGCAAGGACGCCAAGGACGCUCCUCACCGCUGGAGGAGCGGCUGGGAGGAGAACAAACAUCCGAAGCUGCCGGAGGACUCUCAUGUGAAGCCGGGACCUCAGAGACACAAACAGUACGGCCCCCAGGCCGCUCGCCCCGCCACCCCCCGGACCCCGAAGCAUCGCCUCAGCGUGGACGCCAACCUGCAGAUACCUGAAGUCCUCAACUCCGCCUCCAAGAAGGACCUGCUCAGGAGGGCCAGCAAGCGUCUGGAGAGCGGCGAGAUUUCCCAGGAGGACUUCCUGAACAUGGCCCAUCAGAUCAAACACUUCUUCCAGUACCGGGAGGAGAAGCAGCAGCACACGGACGGCUGGGACGAGUCCGGCAGCUUCUCCGCCAAGAAACAGCCGCUGCUGACCACGCCGCCCUCGGGUCAGCCCCGCCCCCACGACGCCAUGGACCCGGCGGAGCUGUCGUACUACGAGCACAAGUCCAAACUGAGGAAGACGCAGGUCACCCGCCGGGCCGCCGGGGAGGAGUGGGAGGGAGAGGAGAGUCCAGAGGAGGCCGAGGAAGGGGUGUCGGGUGACAAGAUAGGCGGGCGGAGCGCCGCACACCAGCCGCCACAUAAAUACAGCCGGGCGCCACGGGACAGGCUAGGUGAGCGGCGAAGUAAAGAGCGCGAAGAGCCUCGGCCGCCGCUCGGCCCCAUGAUCGAGGAGUACAACCACGGCAAAGAGUUCCCCACCCUGAAAUCUCUACCCAACCUUCGCUUCAGGAGGCGAGCCGACCCCAGAGAGUCCAAGAGGUCAGAGGUCAGGUUCUGGAGCUGCAGGGUGUCAGGGUCUCGAUCAGAGACGCUCCAGCAGGGUGAGAGAGAGUGGAACUCGCCGCUGACUGAGCGCCAGCGUUUCGACGAGCGCGAGGAGCAGAAGAGCGGCUACGACGCUCCUCGCAGGUACGGCCCACAUGCGGACUCCAGACACCCCGACCCACGGAGGCCGGAGGGGCCCCUACCCUCGGGCACCGUGGUCCACAGGAACUGUUCGAGCCCGGCCGGUCUGGACGCCCCGGCCCCGAGGUUCGAGCGCGAGCGCCUGUCUCCUUUACACCAGAAGGACUCGGCGGAGGUGAGCCCGGUGCCACGCUUCGAGAGUCCCAACAGUGAGCACUCUGACGACGGGCCCCUUAAUCUGGAUGUCCCCCCUGCUCACCCUCCCCCCAAAUCCAUCCUCAAGGCGCCGGCUCGUGGAGGCCCCCUGUCUUCUGUCCGACAGCACAGCGACUCUCCAGGACACACACCGCCUCACGACGGAGGACACCCCCCCUUCAGGUUCGAGGGGCCCGGACACAUGGGCCCCUCCAGACCGCACCCUCCGGGGUGGUACGAAGGUGGUGGCCCCGGGCGCUUUGAUGAUUCGGCCCGGUUCGAUGGGCCUCACCACUCGGGCCCCGGCAGAUUUGAUGGUGGGGGACCGCCUCAUCACAACAUGCCAGAGAGGUUUGAUGGGCCCGGGCAGUGCGACGGGCCCCACAUGCCUCACGGUCCAAUGAGAGGCGGAGACUGUAUUGGGCGGUUUGACGGUCCGCCACACCCUCAAGGCCCUGGGAGGUUUGAUGGUCCGAUCGGACAGCCGCACCCUGUUAGGUUUGAGGGACAGGGGCCCGGACCGGGUCACUUUGAUGGUCCUAUGCCACGCUUUAACAACAUGGCCCCUGGUCCUGGAUCUGGACCGUUGGGCUUCCAGCAGCCGCGGGCUAUGCGCUUUGAGGGCCCUCCAAACCAGAUGGGCACGAUGAGGUUUGAAGGCCCCGGUCCGAUGAUCUUUGAUGGCCCCGUCCAGCAAGGGCCCAGGUUUGACAUACCCAAUGUGCCACAUCAGGGUGGGCCCACCAUCUACGAGUGCGCCCCUGGGCAGCAAGGCCCCCCGAGGUUUGCUCCCCAACACAACAUGCAGCCCCCCAUGAGGCCCAUGGCUCCUCCCAUCUAUGAAAAUCCAAUGGCGGCCCCCCAGCAGAACUUCAACCCCCAGCGUUUCCAGGAGCCCAUGAACUCCCAGUUCCCUUCGGGGCCCAUGGUGUUCCCGGCUCAGCCGAACCUGCAGCAGGCGGGAAACUUCAACAUGCAGCCGGCCCCGCCCUUCAGCCAGCCGGCCCCCGGCCCCUUCUACAACCCCGCUGGCCCCGCCGGCAUGCAGCCACCGGUGAACAUGAUGGCGAGCCUCGGCCAGCCCUUCCUGCCUCAGAACCCGGUGCCUUUCAGACCGCAGCCUCCGCAGGUCGUCCCUCCGGAGAACCACUUCGGGCAGGUUGACGUCAACGACCUGCUGUCCAAACUCAUCUCCAACGGCAUCAUCAAACCCUCGCAGCCCGACGCCGCGCCGGCCGCCGACACCGAAUCUUCUUCUGCGGCUCCGGCAGCUCCGGCGGCGGCGGCGGAGGAGGAGGAAGAGGAGGAGCCGGAGGUGGAGGAGGACGACUUCCCGGACCUCACCAGCUUCAACAUCGACGACAUGAAACAGCGCUAUGACAGCGUGGUGACCAAGCUGUACUCGGGGAACCAGUGCUGCCUCUGCAGCAUGAGGUUCACCGCCGCUCAGACCGACCUGUACGCCGACCACCUGGACUGGCACUUCAGACAGAACCACGCCGGGAAGGUCGCCAGCAAGAAGAUCACUCACCGCCGCUGGUACUACACACUCAGGGACUGGAUCGAGUUCGAGGAGAUCGCCGACCUGGAGGAGCGGGCCAAGAGUCACUUCUUCGAGAAGGAGAACGAGGAGGAGGUUCAGAAGAGCCAGGCGGCCGCCAAGGAGAAGGAGUUCCAGAGCGUGAAGGCCACCAAGGACCAGGUGGGAGAGUCGUGUGAAAUCUGCCAGGAGCCGUUUGAGACGUACUGGGUGGAGGAGGAGGAGGACUGGUUCCUGAAGAACGCCGUCAGGGUCGACGACAAGAACUUCCACCCCUCCUGCUUUGAGGAUUAUAAAAACACGUCUUCGUACCUCGACGUCACGCCGUCGCCCAACAGGGUGCUCACUGAACACCCGCUGAGCGCCUUCAUCAAGAAGGAGGAAGACGAGGAGGAGGAGUCUUCCUGUGCUGUCGCCGCCGCCGCCGCCACCAAACAGGAAGUAGCGUCUGAGGCCAGCGAGCUUCCUGAUGUGAAGAAAGAGGAGGAGCCGGAGGUUUUAACUGAAGUGCAAUCUGAUGAGAGUAAAGCAUAACGCUGCUGCUGCCUCGCCGUCCCUCCGUUUCCCGGAGCAGGCGGCGUUUUUUUUGUUUGUUUUUUUUUUUAAGCGUGCGGAGGCCGGGUCCUCGGCAACAAUAACCCUCAAUACAUUUUUGUAUUUGGAUUCUGCGCGACCAUUUCAGGUCUGCCGAACUGAAAGUGUUUAUAAAGAGAGAAAUGUUUUGUUUCCUGCGGGGCUGAGAUGUAAAUGAGUUAAUUUAUAAAUUAAAGUAUUUUUUGGUAUCUCUGGUGUAACGCUGAUUGAGCCUGUGUCGGCCUGGACUCAGCCGGGUUCAUUGAUUUGAUUGGUUGGUUUAUCGGUGGGUAGUUGCAGGUGUUGUUUCAGGCUGCGUUUAAAGGUAAGCAUCAUCUGACUGGACGACUGAAGACUCCAGCCGCUCUUCAGGAAGCGUCUCUGCGGAGGAUCCACGUCUGUCCGUUUUGUUUUUCUUUGCUCGAGUUGAUUUUCAAUAAAAGAGUCUGAAAGUGGUCGGCGUGAGCGGUGACUGGUUUAUUGUCACGUAGGUUUCACAAGUUGAAAUAAAGGUUCAGUGGAUUCAAA
Molecule: messenger RNA, 5590 nt
Organism: Micropterus dolomieu (smallmouth bass)
Lineage: Eukaryota; Metazoa; Chordata; Actinopteri; Centrarchiformes; Centrarchidae
Gene: pcf11
Product: PCF11 cleavage and polyadenylation factor subunit
Exons: 18
Coding region: 125-5023 (1632 amino acids)
Biological process (GO): termination of RNA polymerase II transcription
Cellular component (GO): cytoplasm; mRNA cleavage factor complex
Molecular function (GO): RNA polymerase II complex binding; mRNA binding
Source: RefSeq, a predicted model, not a curated record